Messenger RNA from Zophobas morio, 1486 nucleotides. Its product is annotated as sterol O-acyltransferase 1-like. The transcript has 6 exons. NCBI's taxonomy places the organism in Eukaryota, Metazoa, Arthropoda, Insecta, Coleoptera, Tenebrionidae. Gene Ontology annotation, biological process: cholesterol metabolic process. The record is from RefSeq and is a predicted model, not a curated record. Gene Ontology annotation, cellular component: endoplasmic reticulum membrane. The coding region runs from base 97 to 1440 and encodes 447 amino acids.
CUUCUUGUAACCUUUUAUCAGUAACGAUGUCUGUUUUGUAUACUCUUUGUAUUUAUUCUGUCUCGUUGUGUCCGUGCUCUCGUGUUUUUGCUUGCAAUGUCUUCUACAAACAACACCAGCGUUGAACGCAAGAAACCAAUCGAAAAAGAGUUCAAAAUACGAAAUGCUCCCUUGACCGAUCGGUUCGAAAACAGCGAAGACAUCAAAACCAUUUACAACUUGUUUGCGAUCAUCCUUAUCAGUUUAUUGACAAACACGGUCAUUCACGAUUACACAAAAACCGGACAAUUUCACUUCGGAUUUAGAUUAAUCGAGCGAGGUUUUAAUAAAUUCCACUUAGUUAUCGUGGUUUGGGUUUUAUUUAACCUUCUAGCCUUUUCGUCGUACUUUUGUUUCACCUUCUGGGCGAACGUGAGAGUGCUGUUGAAACCGAGAACGGCGAAAUUUUGGGACAAAAUAUGGAGCGGCAUUUUGGUGUUUUAUUGUUGUUUUUCGUUAUAUGGGCUUCAGGAGGUCGUGAAAAUGAUGGAUUUUGCGCCAGGGUCGGCGACGGUUGUGUUUCUUGAAGAGGUGAGGCUUUUGAUGAAGGAGUAUGCGUUUAUUCGGAGUAAUGCGCCAAGGGUUGUUAGUUACAAAGCGCACAGUGAGAAGGUGUUAAGGGUACCACCAUGUGAGAAAUUUGUUUAUUUUCUGUUUGCCCCUACAAUGGUGUACAAGGACGACUAUCCGAGAACCGCACGCGUUCGUUGGAAUUUUGUUUUCUACAACUUUGGAGAAGUACUUGGGAUUAUAUGGCUCUUGAGUUUGGUUGUGGAAAGGUUUCUGGUACCACCGUUCGAAGAUAUUUGUUUACGGAAGUUCACGACGAGCGAAAUCCUGGUUCCUGUAGUGGCGAAUUCCUUUCCAGGGAUUCUCUUCAUGCUCUGUGGUUUCUACUCCGUUUUGCAUUCGUUUCAAAAUGCUUUUGCCGAGAUGCUGCGGUUCGGAGAUCGCUUGUUUUACAAAGAGUGGUGGACCUCCAGGUCACUGUCGGAGUACUACCGCACCUGGAACGUCCUAGUGCACGACUGGCUUUUCACCUACAUUUACAAAGACUUCUACCACACCAUUGUCCCCAAGAACAAAGUCGUCGCGAAACUGGCGGUUUUUCUAAUCUCUGCGCUCUUCCACGAGUGGAUCCUCACCAACGUCCUACGUCUGUUCUUUCCAGUUCAGUUCAUCCAGUUCUUCAUAGCGGGGGCAGUGUUGGCUCUGCUCAACAUCCUUGAUCUCCCUGUGGGCAACCUGGUGGUCUGGUACCUCAUCGUGUUCGGGUCUGGUAUGCAAGUCAAUUUAUACACACUCGAGAUCUUCGCCCGCGAAAACUGCCCCUUCGAGCCGAACAACAACUUCCUGGACUUCUUCAAACCGAGGUUCAUUACCUGUGGUUGUGUUCAGUGAAUGUGAAAUUUUUGUACGAAUUUUAUAAUUAAAUUUCAAACAUAAA